GCCCAGAAGAUUAGGAGGAAGUUGGAUCCGUCACUGGAGGCCAGAGUGAACGUGCAGAGACAGUCGGUCAUUUUGGAGCAAGAGUACAAGAUGAAAGCGAUGAGGGUGAGGAGGCGGUCACGGAGCUAUGCGGGACAGCAUCACUGACUGUGGAGGAAGAGGAGGAGGAGAAGGAGGGACGUCGUGCGCGCGCCCUCCCCGCCGGAGAGCGCUGAUUCACGGCUCGGCGGCGGAGCGAGAGCCGCUGCGAGCAUCCAUCACCGCUCCGCUCAGUCCCGCCAGACGGGAGGAGGUUCUGUGGGUAGGAGGACAUCACCGCCAACACCACCACCACCACCACCACCAUUACCACCACCGUCACCAGAGAACCAAGGUGGUCGAAGUUAAGGCCCAGUGCUGGAUUGCAGUGCAGUAAGACCCUUGAGACCAAGGAGGGUGCAUGGAGGGCUCCAGGCUUCUAAGUCCGGGGUGGUUGGCCUGCCUCUGGUUUGGACUGGGCUCGGCAGCGGCCCGGGCCACCCCGAGCUCGCCGCUGAGCCCCGACAACGCAACUUGCUCGGGGAACUCCAAGUGCAGGCCCGGCAUCAUCCUGCCUAUUUGGUACCCAGAGGACCCGUCCAUGGGCGACAAGAUCGCGCGGGUUAUCGUGUACUUUGUGGCCAUGAUCUACAUGUUCCUGGGUGUGUCCAUCAUCGCUGACCGCUUCAUGGCAGCCAUCGAGGUCAUCACGUCCCAGGAGAAGGAGGUGGUCAUCCGGAGGCCAAAUGGCGAGACCACCACGGCCACCAUCCGCGUGUGGAACGAGACGGUGUCCAACCUCACCCUCAUGGCGCUGGGAUCCUCCGCCCCGGAGAUCCUGCUGUCCAUCAUCGAGGUCUGCGGGCAUGAGUUCAAAGCUGGCGAGCUGGGGCCGUCCACCAUCGUAGGCAGUGCUGCCUUCAACAUGUUCGUCAUCGUGGGCCUGUGCGUGUCUGUCAUCCCCCAGGGCGAGGUGCGCAAAGUCAAGCACCUCCGGGUGUUCUUCAUCACGGCUGGCUGGAGCAUCUUUGCAUAUAUUUGGCUCUACAUGAUCCUGGCUGUCUUCUCACCCAACGUGGUGCAGGUUUGGGAGGGCCUCCUGACGCUAGCCUUCUUUCCCAUCUGCGUGCUGCUGGCCUGGGUGGCCGACCGCCGACUGCUCUUCUACAAGUUCAUGCGCCGGAGGUACCGUUCCGACAAGCACCGUGGCGUCAUCAUCGAGACUGAGGCGGAGGGCUCCUCCAAGGGCAUCGAGAUGGACGGGAAGAUGGUCAACUCCCACUUUAUGGACGGCGGCGUCAACCUGAUGGGCCCGGCAGAGGGUAGGGAGGCAGACGAGUCCCGCCGUGACAUGAUCCGCAUCCUCAAGGACCUAAAGCAGAAGCACCCGGAGAAGGAGCUGGACCAGCUGGUGGAGAUGGCCAACUACUACGCUCUGUCCCACCAGCAGAAGAGCCGCGCAUUCUACCGCAUCCAAGCCACGCGCAUGAUGACGGGCGCCGGCAACAUCCUGAAGAAGCACGUGGCCGAGCAGGCUAAAAAGUGCACCAGCAUGGCAGAGGUGCGCGUGGACGAGCCCGAGGAGUACGUGUCACGCGUGGCCUUCGAGCCUGCCACCUACCAGUGCCUAGAGAACUGCGGUGCUGCCAUCCUCACCGUCACCCGGCGGGGCGGCGAUAUGGGCAAGACCGUGUGCGUGGACUACAAGACGGAGGACGGCUCGGCCAAUGCGGGCGCUGACUACGAGUUCACUGAGGGCACGCUGGUCUUCAAGCCCGGCGAGACGUUGAAGGACAUCAGCGUGGGCAUCAUCGACGAUGACAUCUUUGAGGAGGACGAGCACUUCUUCGUGCGCCUGGGUAACCUGCGCGUGCUGGAGACAGAAGAGGAGCUGCUGUCCGCAAACAGCCUGCCGUACCCCAAAGCGGCGCUAGGCUUCCCCGCCGUGGCCACUGUCACGAUCCUGGAUGACGACCACGCCGGCAUCUUUACCUUUGAGAGCGGCGUGGUGCACAUCAGCGAAAGCGUGUGUGUCAUGGAGGCGAAAGUGCUGAGGACGUCGGGCGCCCGGGGCACGGUCAUUGUGCCUUACCGCACCGUGGAGGGGCUUGCGAAGGGGGGCGGCGAGGAUUUCGAGGACACAUACGGCGAGCUGGAGUUCAAGAAUGAUGAGACCUGCAAAGUCAUUCACGUGAAAGUCAUCGACGACGAGGAGUACGAGAAGAACAAGAACUUCUUCCUGGAGCUGGCCGAGCCUCGCAUGGUGGACACGAGUCUCCAGAAAGACGUUCCAGACAGGAAGUUGACGUCUGACGAGGAGGAAGCCAGGCGCAUCGCCGAGAUGGGCAAACCGGUUCUGGGCGAGCACGCCAAGAUGGAGGUCAUCAUCGAGGAGUCCUACGAGUUUAAGAGCACCGUGGACAAGCUGAUCAAGAAGACCAACCUGGCGCUGGUGGUCGGCACCAACUCGUGGAGGGAGCAGUUCAUGGAGGCCAUCACCGUCAGCGCAGACGAGGACGAGGACGACACGGGCGAGGAGCGUCUGCCGUCGUGCUUCGACUAUGUCAUGCACUUCCUGACCGUGUUCUGGAAGGUUCUGUUCGCCUGCGUGCCGCCCACCGAAUACCUGAACGGCUGGGCGUGCUUCGCGGUGUCCAUCGUCGUCAUCGGCCUGCUCACCGCCGUCAUCGGCGACCUGGCCUCGCACUUCGGCUGCACCAUCGGCCUCAAGGACUCGGUCACCGCCGUCGUUUUCGUGGCGCUCGGGACCUCCGUGCCAGACACGUUCGCCAGCAAGGUGGCGGCGGUGCAGGACACGUACGCCGACGCCUCCAUCGGCAACGUGACGGGCAGCAACGCCAUCAAUGUGUUCCUGGGCAUCGGCCUGGCGUGGUCGGUGGCCGCCAUCUAUUGGCACAGCAAGGGCAAGCCCUUCGUGGUGGAGGCCGGCUCGCUGGCCUUCUCCGUCACGCUCUUCACCAUCUUCGCCUUCCUGGCCGUCACGGCGCUGCUGUACCGGCGGCGGGCGCACAUCGGGGGCGAGCUGGGCGGACCCCGCGGGCACAGACUGGCAACGUCGGGCUUCUUCUUCAGCCUGUGGUUCCUCUACAUCCUCUUCUCUAGCUUGGAGGCCUACUGUCAUAUAGAAGGUUUUUAGACGGGACUUCAUCCAAAAAGGACCAGGAGAGGUACGGUAGGACUUCCAACCCUGCCUUGUCUCUCCUUAAACUCACUUCAAGCCCUUCCGCUGGGCUUACACGAAAGGAGGCGCUGCCCACCCUGCGCGGAACUCCAAGGGGAUUGUCCAGAAGAUGCCAAGGAACAAGGUCCAGCGUUCCACUGAAAGGAGACGACUGCAGACUUAUACACGUGGAGAGAGUCUAUUUUUCUCAACAACCUGACCAGGAGCGACACGUUUUUGUUUUUUUAAAAAGAAAAGUAUUUUGGCAAUUUAAAAAAAAAAAAAAAAAAAAAAGGGAACAAAACAAUAACAAAAACAGACGUGAUGGAGUCAUAGUGUUUAUUUAUUUUAAUUUUUUUGAGCUGCAGAAAUCACAACCACAGACGGUUAUUGAACACGACUUCCACACUAUCUGUAACUCUCUAUAAAUAUGAUACAUAGUAUUUCCAUAUUUUCUGUAUAUUUUCAGUGUGCUUACACAAGGUAUGAGGUAUCUGACUACAUCCUGGAAUGACGUCUUGACGUUUUUGAAAGUCACGUGUACUUAUUUUAGUCAUAAAUGAAUACAUAUCUCGCUCUCACACCGCCGCACACCUUUUCGAUCAGAAAUAAGAAUUAAAGAAGUGUUGCUGCAGAGAUACAGUGGAUACAUUCAGAGAGGUAUUUUUCUACUUUUUCCUUCUAUUGCACUUUGCUGUAGACUUCUAUGUAUGGAGCACUUUUCAAGCAAAAUAAAUUUUUUCGAAGGCUGGAUUUAAAAAAAAAAAAAUUUUGCCACUUGGGGACAGCAAACAAGUUGGAAAAAGUAAGAUCUUAAGUGAUUUUUCCACAUCAUUUCAUGCAAAUUACAUAUUUAAUUCAAACUAUUUAAGUAAAUUAUUCUUUUUUUAAAUUAUUUCAUUCAUGGCAUUUUACUUAAUUCAAUUUUAUUAUUUAUUCUUGCCUUUUUUGAAACCGAUCUUAUUUUGUAUUACAAAAAGGGUGGAAGGUAAUAUGUAAUUAAACCACUACUGUAACACCACUACUUAGCAGGCACCUUACCAUUUGUUUUGUUUCAUUUCAUCAAAGUUACCAGGAAGUUACCAUUCAUUAAGAUGGUAUAUUUAUUAUGACAGUACUACUGUAAUAACACCACUACUUAUCCAGUACCUUCCCAUUUUGAUUCCCUAUGUCUACGGAGCGCUAUGCUAAAUGCUAACUGGACCUGUUUAAACCUUAAAUGCACUCACCAAAGGAGAGUUUUUAUUUUUUCUUUAAUAUACAGUGGAACCUCCAAAGUCCAAAAUGGCAAAAUAAUUUAUAAAGACAAUGAAUUGUCUUUCCAGCCUCAAACUGUCAUAUGCUUUCUAGAAAACAUUCUGUGCAAAGUGUUUCUAUUUUUUUUUAAUGUUACAAAAUCCAUAUUCUAAAACUGAAAUAAAGUAAAACUACUCAUCCUUGGGAAAAUGGCUUUUAAGUAAAAGCUAAAAAAAAUUUUCCCCACAAACAUCCCAUUUGUUUUUUAAUCGAUUUGUUCUGUCAUCGCUUGUUAAAAAAGUAAAUGACAAUGACCUUAUCCAAAACACAUUUUGUUCAUUAAAAAAAAAAAAAUCAAUCGGGAAUCAAACUAUGGGUCACAAAUCGAGAUACGGAUCUCAUCUUAACUUUGAUGUAACGUAAUCCUAAUGGUUAUGAUCAUGCUUUUUUUUAUUUAUUUAUUUUUGCCAUCACCGGUACCCUUCCAAAGGGAAAAAAACAAAAAAAAACAAAGAAAAAAUGCACUCUAAAGAAGUCCUGACUUUGAAGGUUCUACUCUAAAGUGCAGUGACACUGUUUGUCCACCAGGAGCAGUGUUUUGUCUUCUUCUUUUCAACUGGAAAAGCUACUGUACAUAGAUGAAACACAAUGGAAAGUUUCACGUGCUUGAGCUCCGUUUGAUCUAUUUGUUAUUUCUCUUUCCGUCACUGAAACCGACAACAUUGACGAUUUUUCUCUCUUAUUAUUAUUUGUGGGUUUUUUUUAUCUGCGCCAGGAUAUGUGGUGGAAAAAAAAAAAAAAAAAAAAGCGAAACAUC
Molecule: messenger RNA, 5252 nt
Organism: Phycodurus eques (leafy seadragon)
Lineage: Eukaryota; Metazoa; Chordata; Actinopteri; Syngnathiformes; Syngnathidae
Gene: slc8a3
Product: solute carrier family 8 member 3
Exons: 10
Coding region: 440-3175 (911 amino acids)
Biological process (GO): calcium ion import across plasma membrane; sodium ion transmembrane transport; cell communication
Cellular component (GO): sarcolemma; axon; postsynapse
Molecular function (GO): calcium:sodium antiporter activity
Source: RefSeq, a predicted model, not a curated record